Molecule: messenger RNA, 387 nt
Organism: Parascedosporium putredinis
Lineage: Eukaryota; Fungi; Ascomycota; Sordariomycetes; Microascales; Microascaceae
Source: the annotation of a GenBank genome assembly
AUGGCACCGGAUGCAACGACCUUUAACGAUGCACAGAAUUCCCCGUAUACUCUUCAUCCCGAAAGCUAUUCCGCCGGGUCGGACGAGGCGUGGGCCGGGGCUGAAGUUGAGUUUCUGCUACACGACCUCUCCCAGGAUAGUGGGGUUCUCGGGGAUCCCCAGACGCGUGUCAUCGCACACGCCCACAUGGCCACUGCCGCCGGGGUAUCGGUAGACGUGCUAGCGCUCGAGCUAAUUGCCCUCUUCAAUCAAGCAAGCGUCGAGUUUGAGCUCGAGCAGCUGCCGCGAGAGGACUUGGAUGGCACCGAAGUCCCUGUGCGUGUUCUUGAUCUCGAGCAAGCAUCCCAUGGGAGUGCCCAUGGUCUUUGCGCCAAGCGAGGAAAAUGA